CAAACUAGCUCAACAAGGAAAACCAAGAACACCUGGUCCCCCAUUUCUCUUCCUCCUCUAUAAAUACCACACCAUAUGUGAUCAAUACAAAUCCCAGCAAAACCAUUUAAACACUACCUGUUACUACUACAGAAGAACAAGAAGAAAAAGAACAAGAACAAGAUGACUGGAGGAGAGAUGUGGACCCAAAUCGGGUCGUCACUCGCCGGCCUAAUGUUCAUAUGGGCCAUGUUCAAACAAUACCGCCCCUUCGAAAUCGAAGGCCACCUCCAAAAAUACACACAAAAACUAAUUUCCUUGAUCUACCCCUACAUCCACAUCACUUUCCAAGAGUUCACCACCGAGGGCUUUUACGAGCGGAGCAAAGCCUACACGGCCAUCGAACGAUACCUCUUGACCAACUCCUCCACCCGAGCCAAGCGGCUCAAGGCCGAUAUGGUCCGAGACUCCAAGUCCCUCGUCCUAAGCAUGGACGACUACGAGGAAAUCGUAGACGAAUUCAAGGGGAUCAAGGUUUGGUGGGCUUCGAGUAAGAACAUACCCAGAAGCCAGGUGAUUUCGUUUUACGGGGACGAGGAGAAGAGGUUUUACGUGCUCAAGUUCCACCGGAGGCAUAGGGAGAUUGUUAACGGGUUUUACUUGAACCAUGUGAUGGAAGAGGGGAAGGCAAUCGAGGUUAAGACCCGGAAAAGGAAGCUGUAUACGAACAAUCGGAGCGAGCAAUGGGCCGGGAGGUACAAGAGAACAAUGUGGAGCCAUGUGGUGUUUGAGCACCCUGCAACAUUUGAUACUUUAGCCAUGGAGGAGACGAAGAAAAAGCAAAUCAUGAAUGACCUCAUUACCUUCACAAAGUCUAAAGACUACUACAAAAAAAUUGGAAAGGCCUGGAAAAGAGGUUAUCUUCUUUUCGGGCCUCCAGGUACUGGUAAAUCUACCAUGAUUGCGGCCAUGGCCAAUCUUCUAGAGUACGAUGUGUAUGACCUUGAAUUGACCGCAGUAAAAGAUAAUACAGAGUUGAGAAAAUUACUAAUCGAGACAUCGAAUAAGUCUAUCAUAGUGAUUGAAGACAUCGAUUGCUCGCUCGAUCUGACUGGCCAGAGGAAGAAAAAGGAGGAGAAAGAAGGGGAGGGAGAUGGAAAGGAUCCUGUUAGUGAGAAAAAGAACGAGGAUGAUGAAAAGAGUAAGGAGAGUAGUAAGGUUACUUUGUCAGGGCUUUUGAAUUUCAUCGAUGGGCUUUGGUCUGCUUGUGGAGGCGAAAGGAUCAUAGUUUUUACCACGAAUUAUGUGGAGAAACUCGACCCUGCACUGAUUAGGAGAGGGAGGAUGGAUAAGCAUAUUGAGCUAUCGUAUUGUUGUUUUGAGGCAUUUAAAGUGCUCGCGAGGAACUAUUUGGAUCUCGAAUCACACGAUCUAUUCGAGACGAUUGGGAAAUUGUUGGAGGAAACAAAAAUGAGUCCCGCUGAUGUGGCAGAGAAUUUGAUGCCUAAGUCAAACGAUGAAGAUGCGGAUGCAUGUCUGGCGAAUUUGAUAGAUGCAAUUGAGAAAGCGAAGGAAGAAGCGAAGGCGAAGGCAGAGGAGGAGGAGAAGGAGAGGGUACAGGCUGAGGAGGAAAAGAAAGCAAAGGCUGAGAAAGAAGAGAAGGAACAUAAAUCUGAUGAAGCAGUGGAAGAGAAGAAAACAGCAGGGGAAGAAGUGAAGGAAAAUGGGGGUUGAGGUUAGCAAUUAAUCUGAAUUUCCUGCUUUAUAAUUAGUGUGGUUGUUUGCCUGUAUGAUAGUAAAUUCAAGGGUAUGGUUAGUCUUGUAAAAUCUACUACUAGUCUUGUACUCUUUGUUCAAUAAGAAUUGUACUAAAUUUCAAUUACCCACUUU
This is a messenger RNA of Rhododendron vialii, 1869 nucleotides long. Its product is annotated as AAA-ATPase ASD, mitochondrial-like. NCBI's taxonomy places the organism in Eukaryota, Viridiplantae, Streptophyta, Magnoliopsida, Ericales, Ericaceae. The transcript has 2 exons. The coding region runs from base 163 to 1713 and encodes 516 amino acids. The record is from RefSeq and is a predicted model, not a curated record. Gene Ontology annotation, molecular function: ATP hydrolysis activity; ATP binding.